AUGAGCGGCGUCUCGCACGUGACUCCCAGCCGCAGCGUGCUGAUGGGUAACGGAUCCGAGCCCAACCGGCGAAACGGAACUAUCGGUGUCUCCCCUGCUAAGCUGGCAAAGACGGCGGAUGCAAGUUUGAAUGGACAAAUGAGUGAUGUUCCACAAAAUAACGUGCUUAUAAGGAGCGGGGGUAAUGAUUAUAGUGGCGGGAAGGGCCGAACGUUAAAGAAGUCGGGUUCCGUGACCGCUGGAAGCGAUCCAGUGGCAACGCAAAAGUCGCAGGCCCAGUCGCAGGUGGCGUCGCAGCUGUCGUCGCAAAUCCCGCCGCAGUCGCACAUCCACGCCAUGGACGGAAAUAGAUUGCUGUCGCAGUCGUCGGGGCUGAGAUUGGCUGAGCUCUACGCAUUGGCGAUGCAGCAGAAACAGGAAGCCCAUAGCGAAGGAAAUGGGGACAUGGGAGGUGGUCAUGGGGAUGAGGAACCCGAAAGACCAGCGGAUUUGUACAGUAGUGACCUAGGGUUCCGUGCGAGUGAGGCUGAUACGAGACCGGAUCCGCAAGGGGAUGUGUCGACGCAAAUCCAUGCGCAGCAGUCGGGCGGGCGGAAAAGCGGAGAAGGCGGAGCAGGGGCACCUGAACGAGCAGCCACCUCAGCAGCUGAACAGGUGGCACGAGCUGAUUCGGCAGCAGGCGGUGCAGUUACAACAGCUGCUGCAGCAGGCAGAGCACCGGCCGGGUUUCCCAGCACAGCCAGCAUUGGGGAGGUUGUCCCGGAGGCAGAACGUAGAGCAGCAGGACGGAUAGGAGGGGCAGGAGGCUCAGGAGGGGCAGGAGGGACAGGAGGGACAGGAGGGACAGGAGGGACAGGAGGGACAGGAGGGACAGGAGGGACAGGAGUGUCACGAGGGACAGGAGGCGUAGGAUUGACAUCAGAGGCAUCAUUAGGCGGAGGAGCCACAGGAGGAGGCGCAGGAGGGGUUGCUGCAGGCGGGGAACUGUACAAAGAGGUGGAAAUGGUGGUGGACAGGGGGCGGUCACACCUGCUGUCCGAAGCAGCACGAGCGAAGCAUGACGCUGCGAGGCUGAGAGCUGACGUGUCGCACAUGUGGCGGGAGGUGGCGAGAGCUAAAGAAGACGUGGCACGGGCGCGGGAAGAAGGGGCAAGAAUGGCGGAGAAAGCAGCAGGGUCGUUAGAGCAGGCAGCCGUUGCACUGGAGCUUGCGGCAGCCUGCGAACAUGCAGUGGGGGCUUGUGUGGGGAAAGAAGGGGAUGGGAGCGCUGGGAUUCGCGUGGUUGUGAGAAUUGACAAUGCCGUGGGUGCAGGGGCGUUCGGGGGAGGACCAGCAGGAACGGGAGCCACGUCCACUCCCUCGUCUGCAGCUUCCUCGCCACGGUCCCUCCAUGCCGAGCCGUUUGGUUCGGCCGUACGGUCGGGAAGCGGUGGUAGUGGUGUUGGGUUAGGGAGCGGGCCUGGGAGCAACAGCAGCAGGCCUGGUAGUGCGUCCAGUCGCCCCGGCAGUGGGAGAAUGAGAUUAGCUGCAGGAGGUGGUAGUGCCGGCAGUGGAGUCAUAGGGAGUGGGAAUUCUGAUGGCAGUGAUGCCAAGGGGUUGGAGGGCUCUGUGGCUGGUGCAGGGAGUGGUGAUCUCUCUGCCGCUGCUUCUUCUGCUGCUACGUCUGGAGCAGGAGCAGGAGCCCCUCCAGUUCGCCGAAUAUCCUCUGCAGUAGCGGCAGGGUCGGGCCGUGGAGUGGGUAGCGCUGCAGUUGCUGCUGGGAGUGCGGGAGGCAGAGGUGCCACGCGAGGGGUGGCUGGAAGAGGGGGGCUGGCGGUGGGUGGUAUGGGUGGCGGGGGAGGGGGUGUUGGAGGAGGAGGGGGCGGAGCAGGGGGAGGAGUAGUGGGGGGAGGAGGUGGAGGAGGAUGGGCAGGAGUAGUAAGCAGGCCUGGCAGCUCUGGUAGUAUGCGGAGUAUGGGCAGGGGGGGAGGCGACAGGGGAGCUGCAGAGGCGGGAGGAGGAGGAGGAGGGGGAGGAGGAGGAGGAGGAGGAGGAGGAGGAGGAGGAGGAGGAGGAGGAGGAGGAGGAGGAGGAGGAGGAGGAGGAGGAGGAGGAGGAGGAGGAGGAGGAGGAGGAGGGGGAAGGAUGAUGGUGAAAUCCGGAAGUCUCUCUGGCAGGACCCCUCCUAGUGCUCAUGAGUCGGUGGCUCGUAGCGACAGCAGCAGGAGCGAGGAGCAGAAGUUGCCAAGACAAGCAGGCCCUUCUGCAGGUGGUGCGGCUGUCACGAGUGCAGAGGUCACAAAGGUGGUGAACCGUGCCGGAAGCUCUGCAGCGGCGGCGGCGGGGGGGAGGGGAGGGGUGCAGUUGUUGGGCGUUGGAGGGGAUGGGAGCCGGUUGCUUUCACGCGCUCAGAGCUGCAGUGUUGCAGAACUGGACUUGAUGCCUCCGGAGCUCAUGAAAACCACGUCGUUCCAUGCGCAUAGUGGCCAGGGCAAGGAGUUUUUCCUCCGGCAAGUCACGCUCCCCACACAGCGCACGUCUGCUGCUGAGGAUUCUUCUGCUGCUGCUGCAGGGCCUGCUGCGUCUUUCGAGGCGCCUCGAAAGGCCUCUGCUGCUGGACCUGCUGCGUCGGCUGCAUCUGGUGCUGCUGAUGGUCGUGGUGGGGGAAGAGUGGUCAAAGCAACUAGAUCAGCCAGUAGUGGUGGUGGUGGUGAUGGUGGUGGUGGUGGGGUCAGCAGUGGUGGUGCUAGGACCGUUGCUGCCCCUGCUGCUCCUGCUGGGAAAGCAGCAGUACCGGCUGGUGCUCUAUCAGCAUCCGGAGUUGCAGGAAACAAGGGGCAGGCUUUGAGGGGAGGGGGGAGAGGGGCAGGUGGAUCGACAGGGAGGGCUGUGGCAGGUGGUGGAGGUGCGAUUGGUGUUCAGAAUAGAGCGGCAGGAAGGGGAGGUGAGGUGGGUGGGAGAGAUAGGCCUUCUGUAGAGGACACUGCGUCUUCGUCUAUGCAGUCUGAUUAUGGUGAUGAGGAGGAGCUGGAGGAAGGUGAGGUGCAGGAUGAUGGUGUGAGCGAGGAAGACAAUGGUAGCGAUGGUGAUGGGAGAUAUGAAGAUUUAGAAGCUGGAGGGGAAGAUGAUGGGGAAGAGGAGGAUGGAGCAAGCGAUGGUCAGGAAGAAUGGGAAGGCGAGGGAAAAGUAACAGUGAAGGUGGGGAUAUGUGAAACGUGGGAAAGGAAUGUGCAUAAUGUGUUGAGCUAG
This is a messenger RNA of Closterium sp. Yama58-4, 3228 nucleotides long. The record is from the annotation of a GenBank genome assembly. NCBI's taxonomy places the organism in Eukaryota, Viridiplantae, Streptophyta, Zygnematophyceae, Desmidiales, Closteriaceae.